Molecule: messenger RNA, 1038 nt
Organism: Desarmillaria tabescens
Lineage: Eukaryota; Fungi; Basidiomycota; Agaricomycetes; Agaricales; Physalacriaceae
Exons: 6
Coding region: 366-839 (157 amino acids)
Source: RefSeq, a predicted model, not a curated record
GUUUUCCUUGACACCGUAGAAUCGUAGCGCGUAGUGCAUAUUUUUCUCUUUUUUCCUUGUCCAACGAUGCAAAAUUGAAGAACUUGACGUCGUAUCAUCUGAUAAUUAUACGGAUUGAUGAAUGUACGUACAGCAUAAUUGACGGCCCGAAAUUUUAUCCCCAGAGCAAAAUCUUCAUCCUAUCGUUUAUAUAAGGCUUUGUUGACGCAGAGCUGACACCCUUCUAUCUUCUCAAAAAGUAUCACUGCCCCCCCAAAAGUUACCGAUACACCUCCCGGAAAAGUCGCGACCUAUUUUUGGACAUACACCCCGAAGGCAUCCACCCGUCUUGCACCACUUUGCUUCCGACCACCACCAUCACCGCCAUGUCUCUCUCUAGAACGCGUUCUCCCAAGCUUGUUUCCGGCGUGUACAGAAUUAUUAGCGAGGCGUCUCACUCGACUGUACGAGUCCACCAGCACGGAAAGCCUAUUCUGCUUUCACACCGUUACGAACUUUUGGGCGUCUUUGAGCAAUGGGAGCUCACCGAGCAAGAAAAGGGAGGGUUCUUGAUCAGGAGCAUGGGUCUGACGUUGGGGCAAGUUGGCGCUGAGAAUGACGUCAUGAUCAUUAACGGAGGCAAUCCUAUUGCUUUCAUCGUGGAACCUCUGGGUGAUGGGCUCUACACGGUAAAGGCACCCGGUGAUGAUGGACUCUAUUGGAACAUCUCGCAGCCGCCCACACGACAGCUUCCCGAAGUUCACGUGAAGCUCGGUCCCGGUGCGGCAGACGGCGAGUUUGAACCUACGCAGCUGUGGCGAUUCGAGCGUCUCGACGACGAUUCUGGUGCUUACUUUUGAACGCUCGUGAAAAAUUCCUGCAGGGUGGUUGGUACAGGGUCGAAUAGGCUUUUGAUAACCGGUUCUAUGCUAUGUAUACCUCUUAUAAUCAAGCCACUUUUUACUCUGGGAACGAACAUUUGACCUGUGACGCGACGCGACUCUAAUCAUUUUACCCCAAAGAAUGAAGCAUGGGGACGGAAGCUAAUGACGGUGGAAG